AUGUCGUUCGUCGCUGCGACCAACCCCAACACCACUCGGGCACAGGCGGUCGUCAGCCACAACCUCCCUGAAAUGCAGGGCAGCCCCGACUUCGACGAUGCUGUCCACGGACCCCCCGGCACCGCACUCUCAGACCAGGAGAAAAGCGAGGAUGACGAAACGCUACAGGAGCAGGAGGAGAAGAUAGAGGCUAGGGUAGGAGAUCUGGCCCGGCGACUCACGCGCCAAUCGACCCGAUACUCGACCAAAGGCGCCCUGCAGAACCCCUUCGCCGUGGAGGAUCCGGAGUCGACCCUGAACCCCCACAGUCCCAACUUCAAACCCAAGGAUUGGAUCAAGAUGCUCCUCGCCAUCCGGUCCCGUGACCCCGAGCAAUAUCCCGACCGCACCGCCGGAGUGGCCUUCCGGAAUCUGAGCGUUCAUGGCUUUGGCUCCCCGACCGACUACCAGAAGGACGUGCUCAAUUCGCUGCUCGAAGUCGGGACCUUGGCCCGGAAGUUGGCGGGCUUCAAGCUGCAGAAGAUUCAAAUCUUGCGCGAGUUUGAGGGUCUGGUCAAGAGUGGUGAGAUGGUCGUGGUCCUUGGACGGCCCGGCAGUGGUUGCUCGACCUUCCUCAAGACCAUUGCCGGGGAGAUGAACGGUAUCGAAAUGUCAGAUGACUCCAUGCUGAACUACCAGGGUAUACCUGCCAAAGAGAUGCAAAAGGCCUUCAGAGGUGAGGCCAUCUACAACGCUGAGACGGAUGUCCAUUUCCCCCAGUUGUCGGUGGGCGACACCCUGGCGUUUGCAGCCCAAGCAAGAGCCCCUCGGAACCGCAUUGAAGGGGUCAGUCGCAAACAAUACGCAGAGCAUAUGCGAGACGUGGUCAUGGCCAUGCUUGGCCUUUCCCACACGGUCAACACCCGGGUCGGCAACGACUUUGUUCGCGGAGUCAGUGGUGGUGAGAGGAAGCGUGUUAGUAUUGCAGAGGCCACCCUCAGCCAGGCUCCGCUACAGUGCUGGGACAAUAGCACGAGAGGUCUCGACAGUGCCAACGCCUUGGAGUUUUGUAAAAACCUGAAUCUCAUGAGUAAAUACUCCGGGACGACGGCCUGCGUUGCCAUCUACCAGGCGUCCCAAAGCGCCUAUGACGUGUUUGACAAGGUCACCGUGCUCUACGAAGGACGGCAGAUCUACUUCGGCCGGACGACAGAAGCCAGACAGUUCUUUGUGGAUAUGGGAUUCGAAUGCCCCGAGCGUCAGACCACUGCCGACUUCUUGACAUCUCUGACCAGUCCAGCGGAACGCCAGGUCCGCCCCGGAUUCGAGAAUCGUGUCCCACGCACUCCCGACGAAUUCGCAGCUGCAUGGAAGAAGAGUGCUGCACGAGCCGCCCUGCUCAGGGAGAUCGAGGCUUUCGAACAGCAGUACCCGCUCGGAGGCUCUUCCUACGAUGCUUUCCUGGACGCCCGGAAGGCCAUGCAGGCCAAGAACCAACGUCUGAAAUCGCCAUACACCAUCUCCGUGUGGGAUCAGAUCUCUCUCUGCACCAUCCGUGGCUUCCAGCGGCUGCGUGGCGAUUUCAGCUUGACCGCCAGUGCCUUGAUCGGAAACUUCAUCAUUGCCUUGAUUGUGGCUUCGGUUUUCUUCAACCUCCCCGACACGACUGCCAGCUUUUACUCCCGCGGAGCCCUGCUGUUCUACGCCGUGCUUCUAAACGCCUUCUCCAGCGCUCUCGAAAUCUUGACCCUGUACGCCCAGCGCCCGAUUGUGGAAAAACAAGCGAGAUACGCCUUCUAUCACCCGUUUGCAGAGGCCGUGGCAUCGAUGCUUUGCGAUACCCCUUACAAGCUAAUCAACUCGAUCACGUUCAACAUUCCCUUGUAUUUUAUGACUAACCUCCGCCGUGAUGCUGGUGCCUGGUUCACAUUCUGGAUCUUUUCAGUCGUCACCACGUACACCAUGUCCAUGAUUUUCAGAACCAUUGCGGCGACCUCUCGCUCCCUGUCGCAGGCGUUGGUCCCUGCCGCCAUCCUGAUUCUUGGUAUGGUCAUCUACACAGGUUUCGUCAUUCCCACUCGCAAUAUGCUGGGUUGGUCCCGCUGGAUGAACUACAUCAACCCAAUCGCCUAUGCUUUCGAAAGUUUCAUGGUCAACGAGUUUUCAGGACGUGAGUUCCCCUGCUCGGCCAUCGUCCCCUCCGGCGGUGACUACGACUCUGUGUCGAUGGAAUAUCGCAGCUGCUCCACGGUCGGCUCGCAGGCGGGCUCGUCCAUUGUGUACGGCACCCUCUACCUCAAGGAAAGCUUCGAAUACACCAAGGGCCACGAGUGGAGGAACAUGGGUAUCAUGAUCGCAUUCAUGGCCUUCUUCGCCUUCACCUACCUGGCUGGCACGGAAUAUAUCUCGGAGCAAAAGUCGAAAGGUGAAGUCCUCUUGUUCCGUCGGGGUCACCAGCCCAAGGCCCUUCCCGGAGACGGUGAUCUGGAAUGUUCAAGCGGCCCCGGCGGCGCCGUCAAGUCCGAGACUCACCCCAAGCAGUCCGAAGUCCGCAUUCAAAAGCAGACGGCCAUCUUCCACUGGCAGGAUGUCUGCUACGACAUCAAAAUCAAGGGUGAACCCCGACGCAUCCUGGACCAUGUGGACGGCUGGGUCAAGCCGGGCACCUGCACCGCAUUGAUGGGUGUUUCCGGAGCCGGAAAGACCACCCUGCUCGAUGUAUUGGCCACACGUGUUACCAUGGGAGUGGUCACGGGCGAGAUGCUUGUCGACGGACAGCCUCGGGAUCAAUCAUUCCAGCGCAAAACAGGCUAUGUUCAACAGCAGGAUCUUCACUUGCCUACAUCUACCGUCCGUGAAGCCCUUCGGUUCAGUGCCCUGCUCCGCCAACCCGCGCACGUCAGUCGUGAAGAAAAACUGGAUUAUGUGGAAGAGGUGAUCCGACUUCUAGGCAUGGAGGCCUACGCGGAUGCGGUGGUGGGUGUGCCCGGAGAGGGACUGAACGUGGAACAGCGCAAGCGGCUCACGAUCGGCGUUGAGCUCGCCGCGAAGCCCCAGCUCUUGCUCUUCUUGGAUGAACCUACCUCGGGUCUGGACAGUCAGACCUCGUGGUCGAUCCUGGACCUGAUCGAUACCUUGACGCAGCACGGACAGGCCAUUCUCUGCACCAUUCACCAGCCCUCCGCCAUGUUGUUCCAGCGCUUUGACCGUCUCCUCUUCUUGGCCCGCGGCGGCAGGACCAUCUACUUUGGCGAAAUCGGCGAAAACUCCACCACUUUAUCCAGCUACUUCGAACGCAAUGGAGCCCAUCCCCUUCCCCAGGGCGAGAACCCCGCAGAGUGGAUGCUUGAUGUGAUCGGUGCAGCCCCAGGUUCCCACACCGACAUUGACUGGCCAAAGGUAUGGAGGGAGAGCCCCGAACAUACCGGCGUCAAGCAGCACCUGCAAGAAUUGAAAUCCACUCUCUCCGCCCAACCACAAUCCGGCACCUCCGACCCCGAAGCCUUCCGGGAGUACGCCGCCCCAUUCUACAUCCAACUAUGGGAAUGUCUGAUCCGCGUCUUCGCCCAAUACUACCGCACGCCCAGCUACAUCUGGUCCAAAACCGCGCUUUCGAUCCUCACAUCCCUGUAUAUCGGGUUCUCGUUCUUCCACGCCACCAACUCCAUACAAGGCAUGCAGAACCAGAUGUUCUCUGUGUUUAUGUUGAUGACCAUCUUCGGCAAUCUGUGCCAACAAAUCAUGCCGCAUUUCGUCACCCAAAGGUCCCUCUACGAGGUGCGCGAGCGUCCCUCCAAGACCUACUCGUGGCAAGCCUUCAUGACAGCCAAUAUCCUUGUUGAACUUCCCUGGAACACCCUGAUGGCUGUCCUGAUGUUCAUCUGCUGGUACUACCCGAUCGGGCUCUACAACAACGCGAAGCCCACUGACGCAGUCACCGAACGCGGCGGUCUCAUGUUCCUACUCAUCUGGGUCUUCCUCCUCUUCACCUCCACCUUUGCGCACAUGGUGAUCGCCGGCAUCGAACUCGCUGAGACAGGCGGCAACAUCGCCACCCUCCUCUUCUCCCUGUGCCUCAUCUUCUGUGGCGUCCUCGCCACCCCCGAAGACAUGCCCGGCUUCUGGAUCUUCAUGUAUCGCGUCUCCCCCUUCACCUACCUGGUGUCUGCCAUGCUCUCCACCGGCCUCUCCGGCACGACCGUUACCUGCGAGUCCCUCGAGUAUCUCACCUUCAGCACCCCCAACAACGAGACCUGUGGCACCUACAUGGCCUCGUAUAUCAGUACGUCGGGCGGAUACCUCAAGGAUCCCUCCGCUACGGACUGCCAGUUCUGCACCAUGAGCAGCACGGAUACUUUCCUCGCGGAGGUGUCGAGUUAUUUCUCCGACGCGUGGCGGAAUUUCGGGUUCAUGUGGGUGUAUAUUGUCUUUAAUAUUGUCGCCGCGGUGGGCAUUUAUUGGUUGGCCAGGGUGCCGAAGGGGAAGGGGGUGAGGGGGACGACUUAGUCGUGCCGUGUGGGUGGAGAGAUGUUUGAUCUGAAUCAACCCGUAUCGGGGAGAGAUUGAUACAUUCCUUUGUCGAGGCAUUCGUCAACCUAUCUCUUCUGAUAGAUUCGAUCUGGCAAUUGUCUUUGUCUUUGUCUAUUUCAUUCCCAUCAACCCUGUACGUGGUGGGUAAUUUAUUUAUUUAUUUAUUUAUUUUUUAUUUGUUUUUUUUUUUCUAAUUCUGUUCUACUUGGUCGAAUUCCUUUCCAUUUGUCUAUCCUUACAAGAUCGCUUUCCGCAUUAUUCAUUGGUUGUUGAUUGUUCGACCUGUGUAUUUUGACUCGCUGUCUUGUUUUCUGUUUUUCUUUCACUUCUUACUGUCUUUAGACUGUCAUCUUACCGUAUAGACUAGAGUGGGUGGUAUAACUGAUUAGUG
This is a messenger RNA of Aspergillus heteromorphus CBS 117.55, 4900 nucleotides long. RefSeq names its product pleiotropic drug resistance family ABC transporter. The coding region runs from base 1 to 4485 and encodes 1494 amino acids. Gene Ontology annotation, biological process: transmembrane transport. The record is from RefSeq and is a predicted model, not a curated record. NCBI's taxonomy places the organism in Eukaryota, Fungi, Ascomycota, Eurotiomycetes, Eurotiales, Aspergillaceae. Gene Ontology annotation, cellular component: membrane. Gene Ontology annotation, molecular function: ATP binding; ABC-type transporter activity; ATP hydrolysis activity. The transcript has 2 exons.